AUGAUGGCCGAUUUAGCUGCUACUCUAUACUCCCGGACAGAACUGCUUCACAGCACGUCCAGCUCUGUCUAUUGGCUAGUUAUCUUAGACUACUUCCAAAUCAAGAGUUUCUGGGUUUUAUUAUGCGGAUUGUCUAUAAUUCACUAUAUAAUCACAAUUUCAUCUACUCCUGUUUUUGGUCAGGUUUUAUGUGCUGCCUCAGUUACUCUUUUCUUCUUGAAAGCUAGAAAAGAAAAGACGUUCCAGGCAAAUAAAAUAGACACAGAAACGCCGCAGCUAGUGAUUAAUGGGCUGAGAUACAUUGUGUGCAGUUUAGUUUGCAUUUCCAUAUUUGCAUGUGAUUUUUCUAUAUACCCACUGCACAAGUACAAGAGCAAGUACUUUGGAAUAUCAUUAAUGGACUUUGGUGUUGUGGCUUUUAUGGUCAAUGCAGGGAUUCUUUCCUCUCUUUCCCACAGGUUUAGGCUGAAAAAAUCGCUUUAUAUGAUUUGUAUGGGGUUAGUUCGACUAUGUGUUAUUCUUUCAGGGUAUCACGCAGACCCAACUGAGUACGGCCUGCAUCUUAACUUCUACUUCGUGUAUCUUCUCUCAGAGAAUGUCAGUCUAAUAUUCAAGCAUGUAAAUCCAAUGAUAGCUAGUGGUUUAAUACUUGCACUGCAUGAAAUGGCCAUUUCAAGAAAGUCUGUAGUUGAGUAUGUAUUUUUUGGCGCAAGAGACAACCUUCUCAGUGCAAAUAAAGAAGGACUUAUUUCCAUCAUGCCGUACACUGCAGUUUUGCUUCUAGGGAAGGGUGUAGGGAAUAUCUUACUGAAGAAGAACCAAACGAAUCUAAGCAAGCUUUUAAAGCUAGUGGCGGUCUACACUUCGCUGCAUAUAAUCCAUUUGUUGUUCAUUCCAGUGUUAGAGCCAUCAAGAAGGCUCUGCUCCAUUUCUUUUAUUUCUUUCUGCUGUGCUGCAAUUGUAUUUCCCAUGUGUUUGUUAUACGGCCUGGCAUGUGUCUACACAGUAAGCAGUAUUGAGUUUAUUUCUGGACUGAGCCGGCUGAUGAAUCCGUUGUUUUUACUGUCUAAUCUAUACGUGCUAAUUGGCAACCUCAUAUUUGACUGGCAAAAGUAUUCGCGCAUGCAAUCUCAUAUGUGCAACAUUGUUUAUCUAUUUUUAACCUUUGGUCUUCCUGUAUAUCUGUAUAAAAAGCACACAACAUUGGUUGAAAAGAAGAAGGUAAAAUAA
Nematocida parisii ERTm1 is the source of this 1230-nucleotide messenger RNA. RefSeq lists its product as uncharacterized. Gene Ontology annotation, molecular function: glucosaminyl-phosphatidylinositol O-acyltransferase activity. Gene Ontology annotation, biological process: GPI anchor biosynthetic process; protein localization to plasma membrane. Gene Ontology annotation, cellular component: endoplasmic reticulum; membrane. Bases 1 to 1230 code for a protein of 409 amino acids. The transcript has a single exon. NCBI's taxonomy places the organism in Eukaryota, Fungi, Microsporidia. The record is from RefSeq and is a predicted model, not a curated record.